AUACCUGUCGUUCAUCUGUCAAGUCAGAAAAAAAAAUUUCUGAUGCAAUUUCAUCAAAUUAAAAUUUUCUCAAUUUUCAAAGAAAUUUUGCUGAUACAUUGUUGAUUCUGCUGCAAAAAGCUAACUUAGAAAGGAGUGAAUCAUGGCUGAAGAUGAUGCGAUAUUUGAUCCUUCGUUGAUGAAGAAAAAGAAGAAGAAGAAGACUCCAUUUGAUUUGGACGGUGCACUCGGGGUUGAUGAUGGUGCAGAUGUUGAGACGCCCGUUGCAGGUGAUAGUUCUACUCCAGCGGAAAGUGGCAAUACAGUAGGAUUGGAUGGAGUCGCAACAAAUGACUUGGAUGAUAAUUUAGACCUGGAAAGUUUUGGCAAGAAGAAGAAGAAAAAGAAGAAGCCUUUCAAUCUGGAUGAAUUAGAUACAGCCCUUGCUGUUGCAUCGGAAGGCAAAACCGAAGGCGAGAAAGAGGGCAAGGAUGCUGGUAAAAUGGAUGAUGCCGAUGGUGCUGUUUUCAGCAUUGGAGAUGAUGGACUGGAUGACGAUGAUAUGAAGAUCGACUUCAGCAUGAAAAAGAAAAAGAAGAAGAAGAAGGAUCUAACGGAGUUGAUGGAGGCUGAGGAAGCUGCUCGGGAGGAGGAGAAGGAAAAUGGCCUUACGGAUAACGAUGGAAGCGGUGCGGAGUUCGUGGAUGAACACAGCACAACAUGGGCUGGCUCGGACCGUGACUAUACGUACGAUGAGCUUUUGCAACGUGUCUUCGAAAUCAUUCUGGACAAGAAUCCCGAUAUGGCAGGCGGACGAAAGCCUAAAUUUGUUAUGCGUCCACCCCAAGUUCUUCGAGUAGGCACGAAAAAGACCUCUUUUGCCAACUUCACGGAAAUAUGCAAAACUUUGCAUCGACAACCGAAACAUUUACUGGACUUUCUGUUGGCUGAAUUGGGAACCAGCGGUUCGGUGGACGGCAAUUCGCAGCUCAUCAUUAAGGGUCGAUUCCAGCCAAAGCAGAUCGAGAAUGUUUUGCGACGGUAUAUCAAGGAGUACGUGACAUGUCAUACCUGCCGUUCACCCGAAACUCUUCUACAGAAGGACACUCGUCUGUUUUUCCUACAGUGCGAAUCUUGUGGGUCACGUUGUUCCGUGGCCAGUAUUAAGUCUGGUUUCCAGGCCGUCACCAGCAAGCGUGCUGCUAUCCGAGCGAAAACGGCUUAGACUUUAUAAGUUUUGUUUUUUUGAUGGCUCCAUUGUACCAUUCAGUUGAUUAUGACCAAUUAGCUCUGAUUUUCUUGAGGCGAGAGGCAGUAUAGAAUGGGUUUGGAAAUGAAACUAGUUGAAAGUUUGUUUCAAAUUCGCGUUAUGUUCUUUAUUUACCGGCAUGCUAUGUCAACUAGAAUAUGUGCGCGGAAAUAUACAUCAAAAUUACUCAAUUGUAUAAGUUUCUAUCUGGCUUAAUUAAACGCACCUCAUAUACAA
Messenger RNA from Wyeomyia smithii (pitcher-plant mosquito), 1465 nucleotides. It is a transcript of the gene eIF2beta, whose product is annotated as eukaryotic translation initiation factor 2 subunit 2. Gene Ontology annotation, biological process: formation of cytoplasmic translation initiation complex; translational initiation; formation of translation preinitiation complex. Gene Ontology annotation, cellular component: eukaryotic translation initiation factor 2 complex. The record is from RefSeq and is a predicted model, not a curated record. Gene Ontology annotation, molecular function: mRNA binding; translation initiation factor binding; translation initiation factor activity. The transcript has 4 exons. Lineage: Eukaryota; Metazoa; Arthropoda; Insecta; Diptera; Culicidae. The coding region runs from base 143 to 1204 and encodes 353 amino acids.